CUUUAUUCUUGUAAAGUUAUGGCUUUAUUCUCGUAAUAUUGUGACUUUAUUCUGGAAAAUCUCAGAUUUUUUUCCCCUAAAUGUGGCCCUAAUACUAGUGGUACAUUUGCACUUUGGCCCUCACCGCAUUAGACUUAUACACUACAUACUUAGACUAUAACAUGUGUUACCUUCAUCACAAUGCUCAAAUGUUUUGUGGCUCCAGACAGAUGUUUUUUUUCUUUCUUUGCCUAGAAUGUCUCUUUAGAUAGUAAAGGUUGCUGACCCCUGGUAUAUAGACUGCUGUGUGAGCAACAGGACCUAAUAGAGCUGUAGUAGUGCGUGUGUGCCUUUUGGUCCCUCUUGGCUCGCCGUACAUGACGUAGGAAGUGGACGGGGCAUGUGGUCUGGCUUCCUUAGCUACUCCUGAAAGUUUGCGGAAGUUUGUUUUUCCAGCUAAAGUUGAAGUCAUCUGUCAAGAGGAUACAGUCAGACAGUCAGACACGUGAUUUUCUCUGUUGUACCUUCAAUAAAUGGACCUCCGUUCAGAGAAAGUACAGCGGAUCCUCUCCAAGUACAAAUUCCACGAUGUUGCUGUUGAGGAGCUGGAGAAGAUCCAUCGAAUCUACCCUGAGAUGAAACCAUUCACAGGCACAUACACAUUUAGUGACAGCACCCAAAAAGAUCUCCUGAAAUUAAUUGGUAACAUCCCUGUCAAGUAUGGAGGCCACACCUACAACUUCCCCGUUCAGCUGUGGCUGAUGGACUCCUUCCCCUUCACUCCUCCCAUAUGCCUCCUGAGACCGACCCCUAACAUGGUCAUCAGAGAGGGCAAGCAUGUGGAUGCAGGCGGACGGUUACACCUGCCGGGGCUGCACAACUGGGAUUAUCCUAAGUCAUCCGUGGUGGUUCUUCUGAAGGAGAUGACAGCCAAGUUUGAGGAGGAUCCUCCACUGUCCGCAAAGACCACAGGAGACAAUAAAGACCCCAAUGAGCUCCUGACUUUUGUUUCUAAUCUACAGAUCAAUGACGGCGGAAGCAGACAUGAUCAACCGAGUAACAAAGUCUCAGUUAUCGGGGGAGGAGAUUUAGGAAUGGCAACAGUGAUGAGCAUUUUAUCAAAGUGUAAAGUGGACAAACUUGUUUUCAUUGACGUCGCUGAAAGCUCCACCAAGGGCGGCAGUACGGAUCUAGAGAUUUUCAGUCUGCCCGGGGUUGAAGUAUCCAGAGAUUUGUCAGCUUCCGCGGACUCCAGGGUCGUCGUGGUGACCGCGAAUGCGUGGAGCGGCGAGCAGUCGUACGUGAGCGUGGUUCAGACUAACGUGGACCUGUACAGAGGAUUCAUCCCGAAUCUGGCACAUCUCAGCCCCAACGCAGUAAUGCUCAUCGCUUCACAACCAGUUGACGUCAUGACCCAUGUCGCCUGGAGGCAGAGCUGCCUGCCUCCGACACGUGUGAUCGGAGCAGGGUGUAACCUGGACUCAGAGCGACUCAGUCACAUCCUGGAUAUUAACCUGAACACACACAAACCAGCCUGGGUCAUAGGAGAACUUUCAGACAGCAAAGUCGCUGUGAUGAGCAGCACUGGGCUGAGCUCCGGUGUGCAGUCGGAGAUCGCUGCAGAAUCCAGUUCCACCAAACCAUUGUUAGACAGAGCGUUUGAGAUGAUGAAGAAUCGAGGCCAGCGGUCGUGGUCUGUGGGUCUGUCCAUCGCCGACAUCACAAACAGUAUCCUGACCGAUAAGAUGAAGACCCACUCUGUCUCCACACUGGCUCAGGGCUGGGGCGGCAUAGGUGCAGAGGUGUUCCUCAGCUUGCCGUGCAUCAUGGGAUCAAACGGUUCCACGCGCCUGGCCGGAGUGUCACUGGGAAAGGAAGAAGACUCCAAACUGAGGGAAAGUGUCACCUCCCUUUCUAACCUCAUGGGUCAGCUUAAGAUGUAAUUGUACUGUUGUCCCAGUUUUGUUUUUUGGGAUUUUGAAGUUAUGACCAAAUUUGCCGUCUUAAAUAUGUAUAGUUUAAACAUCAGAUUUGUUUCUAUAUUCUCGUUGGAAUACUGUAUAUUAAAUGUGGGUAAAAUAUCUGAAAUAUCAAUGUACAGAUUGCAUUUUGUAUUUAAUUUUACUAGGACUGAGGUUACUCACUGUGUCUCAUACAACAUUUGCAAUUUGGAAAACAUGUUACAUGAAUGCACUGUGAUAUUUUUGGAAAGCCAUGAAAUUUUAUGCAAAAUGCACUAUAUUUCUGUCAGUAAUUUGAAUUUGGCUUAGACUACUUUUACCAAAGAUAAUGUAAUUAUCUUUAUUUUUGUACUAACCCAUUCCUUUGGAGAAAAUCAGGGUGUUUGGCAGAUUGAGUGUGAGACAUGUAUAUUAUAUUCAGUACAGGUACUGGUGUUGACUCAAUAGAUUGCCUCGAUGAUGAAGUGCAGCUUUUAUAUUUUAAUGGUCUUGUUUGUGCUGUUUCUGUAUUUAAUGCAAUAAGCUUUUCAAAUGCCUUUAUAUUUAAAUCGCACUUUGCUCCUACUUUUGUAUAAAAUACUUUGAACGGCUCGAACCUACAAUAUGUACUGUAAGGCGACACUAUUUUGUGGGUGUGCAAUAAAUAUCUGAAACCGAA
Molecule: messenger RNA, 2598 nt
Organism: Sebastes umbrosus (honeycomb rockfish)
Lineage: Eukaryota; Metazoa; Chordata; Actinopteri; Perciformes; Sebastidae
Gene: uevld
Product: UEV and lactate/malate dehyrogenase domains
Exons: 12
Coding region: 513-1922 (469 amino acids)
Biological process (GO): carboxylic acid metabolic process; protein modification process; protein transport
Molecular function (GO): oxidoreductase activity, acting on the CH-OH group of donors, NAD or NADP as acceptor
Source: RefSeq, a predicted model, not a curated record